Molecule: messenger RNA, 2298 nt
Organism: Ilex paraguariensis (yerba mate)
Lineage: Eukaryota; Viridiplantae; Streptophyta; Magnoliopsida; Aquifoliales; Aquifoliaceae
Source: the annotation of a GenBank genome assembly
AAGGGUUAAUUUUGGUACUUGAUGUUGGUCCAUCUAUGCGUAAUAUUUUGCCAGAGAUUGAAAAAGUUUGUUCCAUGCUAGUACAGAAGAAGCUGAUUUACGGGAAAUAUGAUGAAGUAGGAGUUGUGUUAUUUGGAACCCCAGAUACUAAUAAUGAGCUGACAACGGAAGUGGGUGGAUAUGAACAUGUGGUUGUUUUGCGGCAUAUCAAAGUAGUUGAUGGAGAUCUUGUUGAAGCUUUACAACAGCUUCCUCAAGGAACUGUUGCUGGUGAUUUUCUUGAUGCCAUUGUUGUCGGGAUGGAUAUGCUGAUAAAAAAAUUUGGACCAACAAACAAGGGCAAAAAACGCCUUUGUCUUAUUACAAGUGCAGUUUGUCCUGUUAAAGAUCCUUACGAAGGAACAAAAGAGGAUCAGGUCAACACCAUUGCUGCUCAGUUGACUGCACAUGGCAUGAAAAUGGAUUGUAUUGUUUUUAGAGGAAAAGAAAUUGGGGAACAAAAUAGGAGAAUAAUGGAGGAGAAUGAUCUUUUGUUGAAUAUAUUUUCAAAGAAGUCUUCUUCAAAGGCAGUGUAUGUAGAGAGUCCAACUUCUUUAUUGGGUGCACUUAGAACUCGUAAUAUAUCUCCUGUGACAAUAUAUAGGGGGGAUCUUGAAAUAAGCUCCAAAAUAAAGAUCAAGGUUUGGGUCUAUAAGAAAACAUCUGAAGAGAAGUUUCCCACACUGAAAAAAUAUUCGGAUAAAGCACCUCCUACGGAUAAAUUUGCGAGUCACGCAAUAAAGGUGGACUAUGAAUACAAAAGUGUUGAAGAUCCUAGUAAAGUUGUACCUCCAGAACAAAGGAUUAAAGGUUACCAAUAUGGACCCCAAGUAGUUCCUAUUUCAUCUGCUGAAUGGGAUGCUGUGAAGUUCAAACCAGAGAAGAGCGCGAAGCUUCUAGGAUUUACAGACACUUCAAACAUAAUGCGACAUUAUUACAUGAAAGAUGUCAACAUCUUCAUUGCUGAACCGGGCAAUACAAAGGCCAUCCUUGCAGUUUCUGCAUUAGCAAGAGCAAUGAAGGAUAUGAACAAAGUAGCAAUUAUGCGCUGCAUAUGGAGACAAGGACAGGGGAAUGUUGUUGUAGGGGUCUUGACUCCUAAUAUAUCUGAGAAGGAUAAUGUACCUGACUCAUUUUACUUCAAUGUGCUUCCGUUUGCCGAGGAUGUUCGAGAGUUUCAGUUUCCAUCUUUCGGCAAUUUUCCUUCAUCAUGGCAGCCUAGUGAACAACAGCAAGAGGCAGCCGAUAACUUGGUAAAGAUGCUUGACCUUGCACCAGCUGGAAAAGAGGAAGCUUUGCAGCCUGACUUCACACCAAAUCCGGUUUUAGAGCGUUUUUAUCGCCAUCUGGAGAUGAAAUCAAAGCAUCCAGAUGCAGCUGUGCCUCCACUUGAUGAAACUCUGAAGAAAAUAACGGAACCUGAUCCUGAACUUCUUACUCAAACAAAGUCUGUCAUUGACGAAUUUCGUAGACGUUUCGAACUCAAGGAGAAUCUGAAGCUGAAGAAAUCAACUAGACAAACGUUGAGAGAGAAACCAUCUGGAUCAAGAGAGGAAGGAGAGGAUUCUGAUGCCCGAGCUGUCAAGUCUAUAGAAUACAAAUCUUCAGUUAAAGUUGAGAAGAUUGGGGACUUGACUCCCGUUCAGGAUUUUGAAGCAAUGAUCACUUGCAGAGAUAGCCCAGAAUGGGUUAAUAGAGCAAUUCAGGACAUGAAGAAUAAAAUUUUUGACCUGGUGGAGAACUCUUUUGAAGGAGAUACAUAUCAUAAGGCAGUGGAAUGUUUAGUAGCUCUACGUAAGAGUUGCAUCGUAGAGCAAGAACCUAAACAAUUCAAUGACUUCCUGCGCUAUCUUUGUAGAUUCUGCCUGGAGAAAGACCUCAAAAGUUUUCGUGAAUUUCUCGCAUCCAAUGAGAUCAUGUUGAUCAGCAAGACAGAAGCUGUAGACAGCGAAGUUACAGAGGAUGAGGCUAGAAGCUUUAUGGUUAAAACAGAGUCAAAACCCGAGCAAGGACUCUAAGUAAAUGUCUUGGUGUUUUCUAUGGUGUUUACUGUUUAGGCUUCUUAUCGACGAGUUUUUGUCUGCAUGCUAAUUCAUGUAAACCACAUCCGUGUAGAUUUGGAAGAUGUUAAAUGUAUGACAAGAAGCAUAUAUCUGCAGCUUUUGAAAUUGUAGUGUUUGAUAUGCUGUUACAGCUUUCUUUGUAUGUGGAAGGACUUGUAGAAAUCAUGGAACAUAUUUGGACAAACAUAUACAUUCG